Funneliformis mosseae is the source of this 1869-nucleotide messenger RNA. NCBI's taxonomy places the organism in Eukaryota, Fungi, Glomeromycota, Glomeromycetes, Glomerales, Glomeraceae. The record is from the annotation of a GenBank genome assembly.
AUGGACGAUGAAUACGAUUUUGCAUUUUUGGAAAAUGAAUUUGGAAAAGGGAUACCGUUUCAUGAGGGCAGACCAAUUCAACUUUUAAAUUACGUCGAUAAUAAAAAAAAUCAUGAUGAAUUUGGAGAAAUUAAAAUAAACGAAGAGGCUUUAAAUAUCAUUAGAGAAUUUGAUGAACCAGUUUCAAUCAUCGCUAUCAUUGGAUCAUAUCGUAGAGGGAAAUCAUGGUUCGCAAAUGUAUUACACGGUAGACAUGACGGAUUCGUGUUAGGUACAACAGCAGAGGGUUGUACACAAGGAAUUUAUAUGUGGAAUAAACCAUUUAUUCAUCAAGGAAAACGGAUGAUUAUACUAGAUUGUGAAGGGAUUGAUGAUCCAAAGCAAAAUCAACAAUGGGCAUCGAGAUUAUUCAUUUUAUGUAUAGCAAUAUCUUCAACGUUUAUUUAUAAUUUAAAUGGUGUCAUCGGUAGAAAUGAUAUAGGAAAAUUGCUUUUGAUGACCGAUUUAGCAAAAUUCAUUACACCCCCUUCGGAUUAUAAAUUCUUACCCAAAAUGGUUGUGUUGCUGAGGGAUUUCAUGUUAAAAAAUCCUGAUGAUUUUAAAGAUUAUUUCUUGGAAAAAUUAAAUCUUGUUGAUAAUGAAGCUACGGGAAGAAUUAGAAAAUAUUUCUCAGAUUUUGAUGUGUUUGGUCUUCCGAUUCCGUUGUCGGAUCGUAAUCGACUACAAAAUUUGGAUAAAUUGUCAACAGAAGAAUUAGAACCCGAGUUCGUCACUGAAGUAUCUAGGGCGGUCAAAAGUAUUUUAUCCACUUCAACGCCAAAGUACAUCGGAUCAUCCUUAAUGACGGGUUUAUCAUUUACGAAAUUCCUUCAAGAAUGUGUCGAAAAAUUAAAUGAUACAUCAAAUUCCAAUUUUCAACUAUCGAUUCCAAGCGAGUACGAUUCUGUUAUUGAAUACGUUGCACGACAAUCCAUUAAACAUUGUACUCAAAUGUAUGUCACAAGUAUGAAUUCAAAGUUACAACAACCAUAUGACGACGGUAGAAAGCAACGAUUGAAGGUUCUUAAUUGGGAAGAUUUUAAUGAAAUUCAUGUGGAAAUCUAUAAUCAAGUCGAAAAGGAAUUCUUUAAAAGGGUCAUCGGAAGUGGAUCCCAAAUAAAGAAAUAUGCGAACAAACUAAUAGAAUCGAUUAAUGAAAAAUUUGAAGAAUUUCAUAAAUCAAAUUCCUACGCUUUAUAUGAACAGAAUAUGAGUUUGAUCAAAAAGUUAUGGGAUCGUCACGUAAAAGUUGGUCUCGUUGAUUUAAAAAGUUUCUUUAAGACUCGAGAGGAAUUUAAUGAUGCGAUCACAAAGUUUGAGAAAGAGAUCGUGGAUGCUUUAAUAUUAGAUUGUCCAGAAACAGAAAUGAUCUUGGCAGGUUUUAAGGCUCGCGAAUAUCAAAAGGCGACCGAGACGUUACAAUUAUUUCAAGUUCUCGAUGAUGAAUCGGUAAAUCAAUUUAAAAAAUAUCAAGAAGCUGAACAACAAUGUUUAGAACAUGCUUCUCGGGAAAAAGAGAUGCAAUUUAAGGUCAAUAAAUUAGAAAAUGAACGUAAAAGAACGGAAGAAAAACUUUCCAUUAAACUUAAAGAUUUGGAAGAAAAUAUUAAAAAACAAAACAAUGUAAAUUUUAAUUUAAUAGAACGAAUGCAACAUGAACAUGAAUUAACUUUAGCUUUAAUUAAAAAAGAAAAGGAUUCAGAAAUAGAAUUAUUACAAAAGCAAAUUAAAAAAUCUGAAAAAAGUAAAUUAGACUACAUAAAAUUUGCUGUAAGUUGUGCUCCUGCAAUUAAAUUUGGAUUAGGAAUUGCAAAGACCAUGUUCAUGUAA